AUGCCACGACUGUCGCCAUUUCGUCCGCUGCUGCGGCUUGCGUCGUCGUGCGCGGCGCGUGCGACUACGCCGCUUGCGUCUAGCGUGCUAUCGCGGUUCGCAUCGACUCGCUCUUGCUCAAUUACUCGUAUCUCGCCCAUCACACCAAGAAUAUGCACCUUGCUCGCGCAACCGCGCACCACUGUGCUGUCGCUCCUCCCUGCAUCGGCUGCGCCAUCGAUCGCACCAGUGAGGUGCGUAACGUACGGAUCCGAAUACCAACCUUCCCAACGCAUCCGAAAGAGGAGACACGGCUUCUUGAGUAGGAUCAAGACGCGCAACGGUAGAAAGACCAUUAUGAGGAGGAGGUUUAGGGGCAAGGCUAAAUUGAGCCACUAG
Molecule: messenger RNA, 378 nt
Organism: Mycosarcoma maydis (corn smut)
Lineage: Eukaryota; Fungi; Basidiomycota; Ustilaginomycetes; Ustilaginales
Product: mitochondrial 54S ribosomal protein bL34m
Exons: 1
Coding region: 1-378 (125 amino acids)
Biological process (GO): translation
Cellular component (GO): ribosome; mitochondrial large ribosomal subunit
Molecular function (GO): structural constituent of ribosome
Source: RefSeq, a predicted model, not a curated record